Molecule: messenger RNA, 228 nt
Organism: Tetrahymena thermophila SB210
Lineage: Eukaryota; Ciliophora; Oligohymenophorea; Hymenostomatida; Tetrahymenidae
Exons: 1
Coding region: 31-228 (65 amino acids)
Source: RefSeq, a predicted model, not a curated record
AGUAAUUCUUCAUUUAUUUCAAGGUCUAGCAUGAUAAUAUCUUUAAGUACAGUAAAAUCUUUGUUUAAUCUAGCAAAGAGCAAGCAAGCAAGCAAUCAAAUACUCAAUAGGACAUCCCUUUCUCUAGCAUCUUCAAUUAAAAGCUUCUUUAUAUACUUCUUCACAAAAAAGUAUAAUAGAAUUCCUUCUUCGUUCUGUUACUCAAAUCUUGAGGCUUUCCUCAGGUGA